This is a messenger RNA of Brassica napus (rape), 753 nucleotides long. RefSeq lists its product as uncharacterized. The record is from RefSeq and is a predicted model, not a curated record. Gene Ontology annotation, molecular function: RNA-DNA hybrid ribonuclease activity; nucleic acid binding. The transcript is spliced from 3 exons. Lineage: Eukaryota; Viridiplantae; Streptophyta; Magnoliopsida; Brassicales; Brassicaceae. The coding region runs from base 1 to 753 and encodes 250 amino acids.
AUGGCUCCAAUGGGGCCUCCAACUGAAGCGACCCAAUCAUGGAGGGUAAGUGACAUCCUCAAACCAGGAACAAAUGAGUGGGACACGGACAUAAUCCGUAGUACUUUGCCUCAGUAUGAGGAGAUGAUUCGCAAGCUCAUUCUGAGCUCGUCCCAUUUGAGAGAUGAAAGGGUCUGGAUGUUUAAUGCAUCGGGGGAGUAUUCAACUAAAUCAGGUUAUGCGGUGGCCAAACUCAAUAAUGGAGAGACGGAUACUCAAUCUUUUAACUGGAAGAAGAGUAUAUGGAACCAGCUUGUGUUUGAAAACAAACUCUUCUCAGAGGAAAGCACAGUCCUUAAAGCUGUACGUGAUGCUAAAGCUUGGAAGGCGGCUCAGACAUUUGUCUUAAAGCCUUCUUUACCACAGGACUCUGAUAAUUCCAUUGCAGAAUCCUCCUCAUCGCACCGGCGCUUUGUUCCUUCAGCUCUUGUGGCAGAAGCUUUGGCGGUUAAAGCUGCAGUUACAGCUGCAGUCUCUUCCCAUGUUAGCAGCCUCACUGUUAACUCCAACUCUAAGAACCUUAUUUUGCUCUUGAAGACUCAAUGUCAAGAUGUGGCUCUGCGAGGAGUGCUACACGACAUUCAUGUUAUGUGUCGCUCUUUCGUAUCUAUCUCGUUUAAGUUUAUCCCGCGUUUAGCAAAUGUUCAAGCUGAUUCCUUAGCUAAUGCAGCUUUACUUUCUUUGUCUUUUGCUGCAUCUGAUGUUGUAGACUGA